GAGAAGAGCAGCCAACGUCUCUAUAGAGGAUUCCAGAUGUGUCCCCCAAUGGAGAGAACAUUUUGCCUCUGCUGGAGGGUGAAAGUAGCUGUCUGGAUAAGCUAUAAGGAGGACUUGUGGAGAAAUUCAAGUACAGUAUACAUGCUAUGCUGGCGGAAGGUGAAAGCAUGGCAAGUACAACGCUCCGUGCCGCAAAUACAUCAGCGUCUCAGAAUCUUCAGAAAGUGUCUGGUUUUGUAGAAAAUAAAACCACACCGUGCUCAUUUUCUAUUGAAAGUAUUUUGGGACUGGAGCAGAAGAAAGAUGGCAUUCCAGCUGUGAAACCUCACAGACCAUGGAUGGAUGCAUGCACCAACUUGGUUUUAGGUGAUGACAGUAAUCCUCAUCUGCAAAUCCCUGUUGUUUGCUAUGAAAAUCCUUUAUUUCAUGCUAACAGUAAUCCGGUGCAAGAGGAAAAAGUUUUGAAAUGUGAAAAAUAUUUUUCAGUCACUGAAAGGCUAUCUUUCAAACGAGAAUUGAGCUGGUACAGGGGUAGAAGACCAAGAACUGCAUUCACUAGAAACCAGAUUGAAGUCUUGGAAAAUGUUUUUAAAAUGAACUCCUACCCUGGCAUUGAUAUUAGAGAAGAGCUAGCUCGCAAAUUAGAUUUAGAUGAAGACAGGAUCCAGAUCUGGUUCCAGAACCGUCGUGCAAAGCUGAAAAGGUCACACCGAGAAUCUCAGUUUUUAAUGGUGAAAAAUACUUUCACCUCCAGCCUGCUAGAGUAGAAAGAAGGAUGGUUUGCUGUUACGGCACUACAACAGCACAUGAAGAAUUAUUGGAAUUUUCAUAACUUGUAUUAAGUAGCGGUGAUAUAUUAAUUAUGACUUUAUCCCCAGAUUUGAAAGUUUAUCAUAAUUUUCAUUCAAAUAAACUAAAUACUUAAAGUUA
This is a messenger RNA of Harpia harpyja (harpy eagle), 930 nucleotides long. RefSeq names its product HESX homeobox 1 (gene HESX1). The transcript has 5 exons. Gene Ontology annotation, molecular function: RNA polymerase II cis-regulatory region sequence-specific DNA binding; DNA-binding transcription repressor activity, RNA polymerase II-specific. Bases 147 to 767 code for a protein of 206 amino acids. The record is from RefSeq and is a predicted model, not a curated record. Lineage: Eukaryota; Metazoa; Chordata; Aves; Accipitriformes; Accipitridae. Gene Ontology annotation, cellular component: nucleus. Gene Ontology annotation, biological process: regulation of transcription by RNA polymerase II; forebrain development; pituitary gland development.